Musa acuminata subsp. malaccensis (wild Malaysian banana) is the source of this 2653-nucleotide messenger RNA. Its product is annotated as toMV susceptible protein tm-1(GCR26). NCBI's taxonomy places the organism in Eukaryota, Viridiplantae, Streptophyta, Magnoliopsida, Zingiberales, Musaceae. The record is from RefSeq and is a predicted model, not a curated record. Gene Ontology annotation, molecular function: catalytic activity.
GUCCCACAUCUCACGUGUAAUAAUACAAGAGUAGGCGAGUGAGAGCCUUUCGCUUCAACCGACCACAGACUCCGCACCCUCUUCCAUUUCUCCCCUUCCUCAUCUCUCGAAUCGGUCGGAAGAGGCAAUCCGAUCUCGAGAGCAACCUUCUUCCUUCGCCUUCUCUUCCUUCUCCUUCGCAUCUUUCUUUCAUCACACACACCCUUUCCCAAGCCCCAGAAAGAAACAAGGGUGAGAUAUCGAUCGCGACAUGGAGAAGAUCUUGCAUGUCUUCUGCAUUGGGACUGCCGAUACCAAACUGGAGGAGCUCCGUUUCCUCGCGGACGUUCUGCGAUCCCGUCUCGCCACCUUCUCCAACGAUUCACCGACUUUCAAGUGGCAGAUACAGGCUAGUCUGGUCGAUGUUUCCACCAGUAAUAAGAAAAUAGAAUGCUUGGAAGACAUUCCUUUUAUCUCUAGAGAUGCUAUCCUUUCUUGCUACAUGGGUGUUGAAGAGCACCCAUCCUAUAAACUCCCUGAUGACAGGGGUAAAGCAAUUGCGGUUAUGGGUAAUGCUCUAGGAUGUUUUCUUCAAAAAGCUUAUGAAGAUGGCAACCUUGUUGGAGCUAUAGGCCUUGGAGGCAGUGGCGGAACUUCAUUAAUUGCUCCUGCAUUGAGAUCUCUCCCUCUAGGAGUGCCUAAGAUCAUAGUAUCAACUGUGGCUAGUGGUCAAACAGAUCCUUACAUUGGAACAUCCGAUUUGAUUUUAUUUCCGUCUGUUGUUGACAUAUGUGGUAUCAACAGUGUUAGCAGGCUUGUGUUAUCUAAUGCUGGGGCAGCUGCUGCUGGGAUGAUCAUUGGAAAAUUUUUGAUCUCUGACAUGUCCGGUCAAAUGGCUAAGAAACCAACUAUUGGCAUGACUAUGUUUGGAGUUACAACUCCAUGUGUAAAUUAUGCGAAAGAAAGACUGGAGAAGGAAGGCUUUGAGACACUUGUAUUUCAUGCAACAGGCAUUGGGGGCAAAGCUAUGGAGGAACUUGUAAGAGCAGGUUUAAUACAGGGUGUCUUGGACAUCACAACAACAGAAGUUGCUGAUUAUAUAGUUGGGGGAGUUAUGGCCUGUGAUAACACAAGAUUUGAUGCCAUUAUGGAGAAAAAUGUUCCUUCAGUUCUCAGUGUGGGGGCCUUGGAUAUGGUUAACUUUGGAGCUAAACAUACAGUACCUUCUUUAUUUCAGCACAGAAAUAUUUAUGUACAUAACGACCAGGUUUCAGUAAUGCGAACAAAUAUGGAUGAGAACAAGAAAUUUGCUAAGUUUAUAGCUGAGAAAAUGAACAAGUCAUCAUCAAGCAUCCGUAUUUGCUUGCCACAGAAGGGAGUGUCUGCUCUAGAUGCACUUGGGAAGCCAUUUUAUGAUCCAGAGGCCACAUCUGUUCUGAUAAAUGAAUUAGAUAAACUUAUUGAGAAAAAUGAAGAUCGACAGGUGAUGAUAUUCCCAAACCAUAUUAAUGAUCCUGAAUUCGCAGAAGCAUUGGUUGACUCAUUUCUUGAGAUAUUUAAAUUCUCUAGAAGUGGAACUCCUCAACAAACUGUUAGGACACCAGAAAGCCAAAGUUUGGUAAAUGAUAUAUUAAAAGGGAAUUAUUCAGAUGGCACAGCCAUUUGGCGGGCUCCAAUUGAUUUUCCUGAUGCAAAACCAGAAACGUUGCAAAGAACACGUAAAAUACUGGACCAUUUGAGGCAGCAGAUAAAUAAGGGUGUACCCAUUAUAGGGGCGGGUGCAGGGACAGGUAUAUCUGCAAAAUUUGAAGAAGCUGGUGGCGUUGAUUUAAUAAUCGUGUACAACUCGGGUCGAUUUCGGAUGGCGGGAAGGGGGUCAUUGGCUGGAUUGCUGCCAUUUGCAGAUGCAAAUGCAGUUGUUCUUGACAUGGCCAAUGAAGUACUUCCAGUGGUGAAAAGAGUACCAGUUCUUGCUGGAGUGUGUGCUACUGAUCCAUUUCGCAGAAUGGAUUAUUUCAUAAAGCAGGUGGAAGCAACUGGAUUUUGUGGGGUUCAGAAUUUUCCAACAGUUGGACUCUUUGAUGGUAACUUCCGCCAAAACUUGGAAGAGACAGGAAUGGGCUAUGGGUUGGAGGUUGAGAUGAUUCAUAAAGCUCAUGAACUAGGAUUAUUAACGACUCCAUAUGCGUUCAAUGAAGAUGAAGCCAUUGCUAUGACUAAAGCUGGUGCCAGUAUCAUAGUGGCACAUAUGGGUCUAACAACAUCAGGAUCUAUUGGUGCAAAGACAGCAGUAACUCUGGAUGACAGUGUUGGCCGUGUUCAAGCGAUUGCAGAUGCAGCAGUUGGAAUUAAUCCUGAAGUUAUCGUUCUCUGCCAUGGAGGUCCUAUUUCAGGUCCUCGAGAAACUGAGUACAUUCUUAAGAGUACCAAGGGAGUUCAUGGGUUUUAUGGUGCAUCGAGCUUGGAAAGGCUUCCAGUUGAACUGGCAAUUACAAACACUGUAAAGGAAUACAAAAGCAUUUCCAUAAAGAGAGAUUAAAAAUCCAUCCAAAGCUUUCUUGAACGUGAAUGUUGUAAAUAUCAGCUGAAAAACUUGCAAGAAACAUCCUAUAACUAUUUUUGUAUUCGAGCAGCACAUUUGGAAGUAGUUUUUUUGUGUUUGAAAAUAGUUUAA